Hyaloperonospora brassicae is the source of this 1452-nucleotide messenger RNA. Lineage: Eukaryota; Oomycota; Peronosporomycetes; Peronosporales; Peronosporaceae. The record is from the annotation of a GenBank genome assembly.
AUGCCCCGCCGCGCCAUCGUCUCCUGCGCGCUGAGCCGCAGCUUUGCCACGAAAGCACCACGCGACACGUUGCAAGAGCGCGUCGUGGCACUGUGUCGUCAUCGUGGCUUCGUCUUCCCUGGCUCGGAUCUCUACGGCGGCCUCGCCAACAGCUUUGACUAUGGACCGCUCGGAGCACUCAUGAAGAAGAACGUGAUGGAUCGCUGGUGGCUCGAGUUCGUGCAGAAGCGCCCCAACUGCGUAGGUCUCGACAGCUCCGUGCUGCUCAACUCGGCCGUCUGGACGGCGUCUGGCCACGUGAAGAACUUUACGGACCCCAUGACGGUCUGCAGCAAUUGCAACUCCCGCGUCCGCGUGGACCAGUUGCUUGAAGCCGAGCUGCAGGACAUUGACGCCGUCGCGUCGCUGUCGCUAUCCGAAAUGGAUGCUUUGCUUGUACAGCUUGGCGUGCCGUGUCCUCACUGCAGCCACACGCGCAGCUUCCAGCCCACCAAGCAGUUCAAUUUGCUCUUUCGUACCAACAUGGGUGCUACAGACGAGACCUGCGAGUGGAUCUAUUUACGUCCAGAGACGGCGCAAGGUGCCUACAUUAACUUUGCCAACGUGCAGAGCACAAUGCGCAAGAAAUUGCCGUUCGGCAUUGGUCAAAUGGGCAAGAGCUUCCGCAACGAGAUUUCGCCUGGGCACUUUCUGUUUCGCACGCGCGAGUUUGAGCAACUGGAGCUGCAGUUCUUCACCAAUCCGAACGAAUCGGACGGCUGGUACCUCUACUGGGUGGACCAGUGCUACGACUUUCUGACCAAGUACGGCAUCAAGUCCGAGAAUCUGAGGAAGCACGAACAUGCGCCUGAGGAAUUAGCCCACUACGCUCGCGCCACGACGGACAUUCAGUUCAAGUAUCCGUUUGGCUGGAGCGAGUUGUGGGGCAUUGCAAAUCGCACCAGCUAUGACCUGAAGAAACACAUGGACGCGAGUGGAAAGAGUCUCAAGUAUCAGGACCUUGUUGCGAAAGAAGAGUUCUUGCCGCACGUGAUUGAACCGGCGCUCGGUGUUGGACGUGUCAUGCUUUCGAUGCUGCUGGAUGCUUACGAUGAAGAAGAAGUAAACGGCCGACAACGCACCCUGCUGCGUCUGCAUCCGGAUAUCGCUCCGUACCGUUUCGCAGUGCUGCCUCUUGUGAAGAAGGAACCUUUGUUGGAAGUGGCUCAGAAGCUUUUCGAGGAUUUGUGUGGAAGUGCUAGCGUGGACUAUGAUGUGGCGGGAAGCAUUGGCCGCCGUUACCGCCGCCAAGACGAGAUCGGCACGCCAAUGUGCUUGACUGUGGAUUUCGAUACUCUGGACGAUAAGUGUGUGACGGUUCGUGACCGCGACAGUUUGGAGCAGAAGCGCGUGCCGAUUCAACAGAUCCUUCUAGGCACGUCAGUGAUGCCUCCCAGUUUUUCUUCCUUUUAG